AUGUUAUUGCUUUCAAAAUAUACAAUUAUUUAUGAACUAGCAAAAGCAGUAAAGGGACAGGCGGUGGCAGAUUUCUUGGCAGCUCAUCCUGUAGCAGACAGUGAAAUGAUUAGUGAUGAUCUUCCAGAUGAACAAGUAAUGAUGAUUGAAUCACCUAAUUAUUGGCAAAUGUACUUUGAUGGUGCUUCUAGAUCUUCAGGAUCAGGUGCCAGAAUAAUAUUCAUCAGUCCCGAAGCAGCAACAGACUAUUUCUCCAAAUGGACCGAAGCGAUCGCAUUACGAAAUGUCAAAGACAAAGAUGUUGUGAAUUUUAUCCGACACGUGAUAAUAUAUCGCUACAGCAUUCCAAAAAGAAUCAUCACCGAUAAUGGUACUCCUUUCAAGAACAGAGGCAUGGAGAAAUUAUGCCAAAAUUUUGGCAUUCAACAUUCAUUUUCAAUGCCCUACUACUCAUCAGCCACUGGGUUAGCAGAGGCCUUCAACAAGACGGUUGUGAAAAUAUUGAAGAAAACUGUCACAGGAAAUAAGCGUGAUUGGGACGAGAAGCUACAAGAGGCUUUAUGGGCUUAUAAAACCACUCAUCGCACCACAACAAAAGCCACACCAUAUUCAUUGGUUUAUGGUGUUGAAGUUGCUAUCCUAAUUGAAAUGCAAGUCACAUCGCUUAGAGUGGUAGUACAUCAGUCAAUAACAGAUGAUGAAAAUGCAAGAAUAAGGCUGACCAAGUUGGAUAUGCUCGAUGAGAAACUCUUAGUAGUCCAACAACGAUUGGAACUUAGCAGGCAAAAAUUUAUGAUGCCUUCAAUAAGAAAGUUAAACAUUGCUCAUUUAAGAAAGGGGACAUGGUGUUAA
Molecule: messenger RNA, 852 nt
Organism: Magnolia sinica
Lineage: Eukaryota; Viridiplantae; Streptophyta; Magnoliopsida; Magnoliales; Magnoliaceae
Exons: 2
Coding region: 1-852 (283 amino acids)
Biological process (GO): DNA integration
Molecular function (GO): nucleic acid binding
Source: RefSeq, a predicted model, not a curated record